Molecule: messenger RNA, 1627 nt
Organism: Cygnus atratus (black swan)
Lineage: Eukaryota; Metazoa; Chordata; Aves; Anseriformes; Anatidae
Gene: AIRIM
Product: chromosome 23 C1orf109 homolog
Exons: 4
Coding region: 28-693 (221 amino acids)
Cellular component (GO): cytoplasm; nucleus
Source: RefSeq, a predicted model, not a curated record
GGGGAGCGCUUCCGGGAAGACGCUAAGAUGGCGGCGGCAGCGGCGGCGGAGGGCGUGAUGGCGGCGGCGCUGCGGGAGUGGGCGGCGGCGGCGGCGCGGCAGGAGGCGGCCCGGAGGGAGGCGCUGGCCUCCUGGGAGCCGCUGCUGGUGUCUCUAGCCGGGCUGGCGGAGCAGCUGCGGGCGGCGCGGAGGCUGGCGUGGGGCUCCUCGCCGCUCGGGGCCUUCGGGGAGCUGCGGGAGCGGCUGUGGAGGAAGCAGCGCGGCGCGGCCGAGGCGCUGCUGGAGCAGCUCGGCCGGCGGCGGGAGGAGCUCCGAGCCCUGAGGGACGCCGUCGGGGCCGGCGCCGCCGCCGUGCUGCGGCUCUACGAGGAGAGAGCGGCGGAGCUGGGCCUGGCCGAGAGCCUGCGGCGCGGGCCUCGCCGCCCGUCGCUGGCUGAUGUGCUGGAAGGGCUGCAGGAUGUGGAGCGGUACUACCGGCACCUGUACCUGGAGAGCAAGCUGUUCCUGCUGCGCAUCAGCUGUGACAGCCCAGAAGACAUGGAAGCCCUCCCGCAGGCCUGGAAGAGGAUUUUGGAGCGGUACGAGGAAGACACUGUUCAAGGUAGCUCUUCACAGGGCAGACCUGAAGGGUGUUUCUCAGCCCCGGAGGCUGAAGGCCUGCCAACCACCCAGCUCCUGUGUUGGGCUCAGUAGCAGUGGAUGUUCUUCUUAAGGUUUCUCUCUUUUUGGACAACCAGUGACAGCUGCCCUGCUAACCAGGCUCCAGAUGGAAAAUCCAAGGAGGACUGAUGUUGACCAGCUUCUAUGAGUGCCUGGUAUAUUCCAAGAUAACCACAAAGAGGAGGAUGAGUUGAGGAAGCUUUACUGAUGGUGUUUUGGAAGCUGAAUGAGUUGGCAUUGGUAGGAAAUGCUUGGACUGUUCCGUUUUCAAAUGGAGAUGGACUUAACGUCUGAAGAAGAGGUUGAGCUGAUCAAGUCAUAGCAAUAGAAGGGAGCCAGCAUCUUCAACUAUGGAAGUCAUCCUUUCUUUUUUCUGCUACAGGUGUUUUGUAUACAAAAAAAAAAAGUUGAAACUUACUGACUUGUAAACAAAUGGUGAUAUGCACUGCAAAUAAAUAAAUGUAACAUGAGGUCUAGCAGGUUGAUACCACAUAAAGAUUUUUAGGUACCAUCCUUAACACUAAAUAAAGAUGUCAAGUCAGGAAUUAAAACCAGUUUGUACAUUGUGCUUCUGAGCAAUGUGUUUGCUUUCAUCCCCCUUGUAUAUUGAAGAGGAAGGAGCAAAUUUGGCUUGUACCUUUGUAACUACGUUUACACAGAUCUAGCAUAAACACCUGACUUCUGAUAAUAUGGGCAGUUUUUGAGUGUGUUACAGUAUGCUUCUGAGAAAGACGUGUCUGUACCAGUUAAAAUCACUUGCUUGUGACAAAUAUUGAUAUGUUUAAUUCAGCCUUAAAACUUUACACUCUGUGGCAGCAGCAGCUGCUGUCAGUUAGGGGUCAUCUUCUGUUGGCCGUGAAACUGAUCCUCUGUAAUGUUCACGGGAAAUGAUGGGAUUCGUGUCUGUAACUUACUUGAUAAGAGCUGUAACUUGUCAGAGAAGGUCAAAUAAAUAAUUGUGACUGUA